Molecule: messenger RNA, 2286 nt
Organism: Cadophora gregata
Lineage: Eukaryota; Fungi; Ascomycota; Leotiomycetes; Helotiales; Ploettnerulaceae
Exons: 1
Coding region: 1-2286 (761 amino acids)
Biological process (GO): cell population proliferation; mitotic spindle organization
Cellular component (GO): cytoplasm
Source: RefSeq, a predicted model, not a curated record
AUGAUCAACGGAAUUUGGAACCAGGUAUCAUCUACUAUUGGCAUGGCAUCGCCGUUGACCGAUGCCAGAGAUAACGCGCUCAAUUCUGCGAGUCCUAGGAGGAAUCAGAAUCUUCAGGAGUACGAGGUCACGAUGGAGUCCACAAGAAGCGAUAGUCCACCCUCGUCACCCUUUGUUCCGAAUGUGUCAUCAGACUCGUUGGAAGAGCGCGAAAAUCUCUCACCUAUCAAAACCUCUCGACUCUCAGCAAAAAGUCCAAUUGGCCGGGAACAUACCUCCCCUUUAAAGAUGCUAAAGAGUCGCACAUCACCUACGUCAACAUCGCGGUCUCCCCGCAAAGACCAAUCGCCCACAAGAAGUCCGCGAAAGCUCUCAUCGCCAGAGAAAAGAUUCCCCGUUAAACCUUCAUCGCCAAUCAAAGUCGCACCUUCGCCCGUCAAAAUGGCCUCGCCCGAGAAACAUACUACAGUUAUGGAGCAGAGCCUCAACAUUGAGGAUGUUUUGAGAGACAACGAGGGUCUUACGAAAGCAAUUGAGAUACUGGAAGACGGGGAUAGCGACGAUGACCAACCUUCGGACAAUACAAUGUUGACGACUGUCGGCGGAGGCCAGGGACAUAAUGAAGAAGUCAGCAUGGACGACACGAUGGUCAGCACAUUCAGCGAAUUUUCCGCUGUCCCAGAUAUGACUAUGUUUGCAAAGAUAGGACAUAGUCCCACGAAAUUCGCUGAAUUAGGACCUACUCCAAGACGACCUCAGAUGAACACUCCAGCGACUCUUCGGCGACCAGCAACGCGUGAUCGAUCUCCAUCUCCCACACCUAGAGGUCACAGUUAUGGAAGGAGUAAAGAUGAGGGAAACACAACGAAUCUGAUUCUUGACUUCACUGAACAAUUCAAUGGAUUCGCAGGACGCGCACAAGGUCAAUCUCCGACAAGACAGGCAAGACAAUCUCCAUUAAAGAGCAGCACGAUGCCAGACCUCUCUUGGGCAUCAACCCCCUCCGUGAACAGACACACCAUGUCGAAUCUUCUAGACUUCGAUAUUCCUCCCGCGCCUACACCAAGAAGCCUGCCUUCAAUAACACCACGAGAACUCGAAAGUCUCAAGUCGAACUUUUUGUCGGAAAUCAGCAGUUUAAAAGCUUCUCUAAGCGGGAAGGAGGCCGAGGUCCAGUCUCUGAAAACUGCUGUUGGGGAUGCCGAGAAACGUGUUGGAGAAUGCAUGGAACAGGUUCGCGAGGAGAGGAAUCUCAAGGAACAACUGGCAGCUGACAAGGAAGACUGGGAGAAGCGGGGUAGGGAGAUGGAAGCUGUUCUGAGAAAUGUAAAGGAGGAAAUUGUACAUGGGGAGCGGGAGCGUGAUGAGCUAGAGGGACGGUUGGAGGAGAGUGAGAGGAGGAGGGAGGCCGCUGAGAUCAUGGCACAAGAGGCCGAGAGCAAAAUGGCUGCCAUGAAAGCAGGAAAGACGCCAUCCAGUCCAGGACACAGUAGCUCCAAGUCCGGGGAAUGCGGUUGUGGAGGGCGAGCUGUUGAAAUUGCUGUUGAAAAGGUAUCCAGAGAACUACAUACCUUGUACAAGGAGAAACACGAGACGAAGGUUUCAGCACUGAAGAAGAGUUACGAGCGUCGCUGGGACAAGAAGAUCAUGGAGCUCGAGAACCAAGUUGAGGACCUCAGCAAGGAGAACGAGGAGCUGAAACUCGGACGCGACACAACUAUGACAAGAGUCGAACCCAAGAGCUCUCUAGAAGUCACACAAGAUCUCGAGAAAGCAGCAGCUCGAGAUGCAAAGACGAAAGAACUUGAGGCCGAGCUUGAGGGUCUCGCGCAAGAGAUAAAAAGUGUGAAGCAUGACAAUAACGACCUCCGUAAGCUCUUAGACGAAGAACGAGUUGAGAAGAGCAAGCUUGUCCAAGCUGUUGACGAGAUGAUACCUCUUGUAGCAGCGUUCGACGACAUGCUCGCCAACAUGGACUCAGCCCCAGCAAACCUCCCAGAGUCCGCACCAGCUCCGCCGACUCCAAGCCAGAAACACUCCAGUGUCGAAAACCUCCGCGGAAGCAUUUCCAGAGCUUCAGGCCUUCGAGCACCAACUGGUAUUGCUAAGCCAGGAGAGAGCCGCAUCGGUCGAGGUGGCUUUGGUGCACCUGCUCCAGCUGGGAGCAGUCGUGAGAGAAGCGGCAGUGGCCAGGGUGGUAACCGUCCAGGCAGUGGAAUGGGAUAUCGCAGCGGUAUAAUGAGCUCCAUCGAGAAGAUGGGGAGCUACAAGGGGAGAGGGGAGUGA